CCUCUGGACAGGUUUUAAUAAAUCUCCCCCAGUGUACCUACCUGGUUUUAAGAUAACAGUGCAAUAAAAAGUGUGUACAUUGAACAGGCACUAGCCAUGUAAAGCCACUUUAUGUAUAUAUUCUUGGUUUAAGUGCACACACAGUAUACCUACUUGGUUGUAAAAUAACAACGCACUUUAAAGUGAGUUUAUUGAACACUCAUUAGCCAUCUAAUAUGCAUAAGUGUAUAUGUUCUGGGUUUAUUCGCAAACAAAGUAUUUAAAACUGGUUGUAAGAUAAUAACACAGUUCAAAGCAUUGAAAGUGAAAGUUGACUAGCAGAAAAGUGGCUUUGGUUGGACAAUACACUAAUAGACUUUGUGAACUGGAAUAAUGAAGGAUCCAAAGAAGACAUGUCUUGUGUGAUGAUGCAUGGCAAAAAAGGAACAUGGACGACUACAUGGUGUUUUAGUUACAAAGGGUACAUAUGUAAGGCAAUGAAAACUCCACUGCCCACAGAAAAGACAACAGAGAAGCCAGAAGAAAAGCCCUCACAUGGCCUGACCAUUGGUGUGGUUGUCCUACUUGUUAUUGCUGCCUCGGCCAUUGCAGUCUUCUUUGCAUAUAGAAGGAAAUGGAACAAGUCACAACCAGAAAUUGGUCUUGAUAACAGAAUAUACCUGGACAGUAACUGUGAAGACGGGACACAAGAUGCAAGCGUUCUAAUUGAAAACAUUGAGCAAAACGAAAAUGCUAAAUCUAUAUAAAUAUAAUCCAACCAUAACUGUACAAUAACAUCCAGGCUCAUAUACAAUACCAUCCAAAAGGAAUAUAUAUCACUGGUCUACAAGACGUUCCAUACAAUUAAAACAUGGUCUAAAUAAAUAAAGAUCACAGAAAGCGAGUUUAUGUAAAAUUGUAAAGUG
Hyla sarda is the source of this 905-nucleotide messenger RNA. Its product is annotated as macrophage mannose receptor 1-like. NCBI's taxonomy places the organism in Eukaryota, Metazoa, Chordata, Amphibia, Anura, Hylidae. Bases 393 to 746 code for a protein of 117 amino acids. The transcript has 4 exons. The record is from RefSeq and is a predicted model, not a curated record.